Molecule: messenger RNA, 1341 nt
Organism: Fonsecaea nubica
Lineage: Eukaryota; Fungi; Ascomycota; Eurotiomycetes; Chaetothyriales; Herpotrichiellaceae
Product: phosphopyruvate hydratase
Exons: 2
Coding region: 1-1341 (446 amino acids)
Biological process (GO): glycolytic process
Cellular component (GO): phosphopyruvate hydratase complex
Molecular function (GO): phosphopyruvate hydratase activity; magnesium ion binding
Source: RefSeq, a predicted model, not a curated record
AUGCCGACCAUAUUGACAUGUGUGAAAGCGUUUCAACGUCUCGACUCGCGGGGCAAGCCCACUGUGCAAGUCGAGGUGGAAACAAAAGACGGCAAAUUCCGCGCCAUUGUGCCGUCGGGCGCGUCCAAAGGAGACUAUGAAGCGAUCGAGCUGCGUGACGGGGGUGAGGCAUACGGAGGAGCUGGAGUCCAGCAAGCCGUCCGAAACGUGCGAGAGACGAUCGGUCCUGCGCUUCUCGAAAAGCAGUAUGAUCUGGAAAUGGGGUUGAAAGAGAUCGACAGCUUCAUGAUCAAGCUGGACGGCUCCUCGGAUAAGGGUGACCUGGGAGCAAACGCCAUACUCGGUGUCAGCAUGGCUUGUGCCAGGGCAUGUGCAGCUGCGAAGGAAAUGCCAUUGUAUGACUUUCUGGCCAGCGAGCUUCAAUCGUCACCCAAGCAUCACAUCGUUCCGGUGCCUUUCUUCAAUGUUCUCAAUGGUGGCGUUCACUCGGGGAAUACAAUGGCAUUCCAAGAAUUUAUGAUCGCGCCGACUGGUGCUACCUCCAUCACUCAAGGCAUCCAAUGGGCGAGCGAGGUGUAUCAGACAUUGAGAUCAAUCAUCAUCGAAAAGUUCGGUAAAGCAGCUAUUGGUAUUGGCGAUGAAGGGGGUUUCGCGCCGCCCAUCACUCAACCUACCGAAGCAUUGGAUCUAAUAAUGUCCGCCAUCAAGGGCGCAGGACAUGAAGGGAAGAUCACCAUCGGUAUUGAUCCGGCCUCGUCGGAAUUCUUCAGCGAUGGACAAUACGACUUGGGCUUCAAGUCCAACAAGCCAAGGAGACUCAGCAGUACGGAACUGGCAGAUCUGUACCGGAGUCUCGUCGACAAGUAUCCAAUCGUCUUGCUAGAAGACCCUUUUGCGCAAGACGAUUGGGAGUCAUGGAAACGUUUUCAUGCGGUUUCAAAGAUUGACAAUGUUGAGUUAGUGGGCGAUGACCUCUUAGCGACCAACCUCGUACGAAUCGAGAAGGCCGCAGAAGCUGACGCGUGCGACUCCCUGCUCUUGAAGGUCAACCAGAUCGGCACAGUCAGUGAAUCUCUCGCGGCGACAAAACGGGCGUACGAACUUGGCUGGGCCGUCUUCGUGUCUCAUCGCUCCGGGGAAACCACAGACGACUUCAUCGCAGAUCUGGCAGUGGGCAUCGGCUGUGGCCAUUUGAAAGCCGGGGCACCCUGUCGCGGUGAGAGAGUGGCCAAGUACAACCGGCUAAUGGAUAUCGAAGAGGAAUUGCAGGCACGGAAAGUGGACUCUUCCUACGCUGGAGAGUCGUUUCGGUAUGCCUAUUCCCAGGCUAAGUUCGCAUGA